Molecule: messenger RNA, 836 nt
Organism: Tupaia belangeri chinensis (Chinese tree shrew)
Lineage: Eukaryota; Metazoa; Chordata; Mammalia; Scandentia; Tupaiidae
Gene: PPP1R14D
Product: protein phosphatase 1 regulatory inhibitor subunit 14D
Exons: 5
Coding region: 163-579 (138 amino acids)
Biological process (GO): regulation of phosphorylation
Cellular component (GO): cytoplasm
Molecular function (GO): protein serine/threonine phosphatase inhibitor activity
Source: RefSeq, a predicted model, not a curated record
CACGCAUGCCCUCUGGAAAGGAAAAGAAAAGAGAAGGAAUGAGUGUUUACUGAGAAAGGACUGUGUCCCAGACUCCAUGUUUUAUACAUAUCACCUCAUUUCACUCUCCCAACCCGUUCUGCAGGCAGUUUUUCCCAGCCCCUUGCUGAGGCCAAUUUUUCCAUGCUGUCUUCAAGUCCUACUUCCUGCACAUCCCCCAACCCGGACAGGGAGAACUCAAGCAAGAAGGUCCACUGGGCUUCUGGGAGGAGGAGGACAUCAUCCACAGACUCAGAGUCCAAGCCGUCCAGGUCCCGGAGACCCAGCCGGCUGACGGUGAAGUAUGACCGGGGACAACUGCAGCGCUGGCUGGAGAUGGAGCAGUGGGUGGAUGCUCAGGUUCAGGAGCUCUUCCAGGAUCAGCCAGUCCCUUCUGAGCCUGAGAUUGACCUGGAAGCUCUCAUGGAACUAUCCACAGAGGAGCAGAAGUCUCAGUUGGAGGCCAUUCUCCGAGACUGCUCUCGCCCCACAGAGCCUUUUAUCUCUGAACUUCUCAGCCAACUCAAGAAACUCCGGAGACUCAGCCGGCCUCAGAAAUAAACUCAGAGAGACUUACCUUUAGCAGCGUCAGCUCUGCUGGGCCUGCCCUGAACCUCUGGAUCCUGCCUGAGGGGGAAACGGCUUCUGGGGACACAGACGAGGAACGUGGAGGACAAGAGGGACUUCUGGACAGCCCCAGUAUAUGUGCAGUCACAGCUAGUUCCCACAGCUGGACUGCAGGAGCCGGUCAUGGCUGUGCUCAGUGCUUCCCUCGACAGCCAAGCGGAUAAAACCCAUAGAAGCUGCGGCUGAAUGAA